This is a messenger RNA of Thermothelomyces thermophilus ATCC 42464, 5080 nucleotides long. RefSeq lists its product as uncharacterized. Gene Ontology annotation, molecular function: histone H3K9 demethylase activity; histone H3K36 demethylase activity. Bases 255 to 4895 code for a protein of 1546 amino acids. The record is from RefSeq and is a predicted model, not a curated record. Gene Ontology annotation, biological process: chromatin remodeling. Gene Ontology annotation, cellular component: nucleus. The transcript is spliced from 3 exons. Lineage: Eukaryota; Fungi; Ascomycota; Sordariomycetes; Sordariales; Chaetomiaceae.
CCAGAUUACAUCCCAAAUCGACCCAUCGGCAAGCCAGCCGACCUUCCCCCAGCCCCCGCCUACUAUCCGAACGACAAAAAGUUGGACUCUUCAGAUCCCCAAUCUCGUACCUGCCAUUCUCCAACUCGGCAGUUGCAGACGCUCGGCGCUUCGUCGAUCCGUAAUACGACGACUCGACCCUUGGCUUGCCUCGCCAUUGCAUCUCGAGACAGUCGUCAUCGCAGAAACAUCGGACGCAUGUAGCACACGGCACAAUGUCCAUUGAAGCGAUUGGCGCUGCGGCGCCCGCCGUGGCUAUGGACGUUGAACCGUCGACCGACAGCACCAACCCGAUCGCCCUGCAUUCGCCGCCGGACAGUAACAAUGCUGUCGACGUCGACGGCAGCGACUCGGAGCUGAGCGACCUCGAUGAGGUCGCCGGCAAGCUGGACGGCGAGCUCCAGGCCGAACUCAAGGGCGAAUUCGAAGCCGAACCAAAGGUGGAACCCAAAGUUGAACCGGGAACUGAGCCGCAGGCGGAAGACGACGACAUUGGCGAGAUUCUUCCCGAUCACUGGUCGGGCACGGUACCCGUAUUCAAGCCGACCAUGAAACAGUUUCAAGACUUUAAGCUCUUUGUAUGUCGACUCACAGACCGUAUCUGCACCGGGCACCGCCCCCCGCUAACAGAUGGAAUGCAGAUGGAAAAGGUUGACAAAUACGGCAUGAAAUCCGGCAUCAUCAAGAUCAUUGCGCCCGAGGAGUGGAAGCAGUCGUUGCCGCCCAUAGACGACUUGAUCAAGCGGAUCCGGGUUCGCGAGCCGAUCAAGCAAGACAUCAUGGGCUCCAACGGAACCUACCGCCAGGUCAACAUCCUUCACCAGCGCACCUACAACCUCCGGCAGUGGCGGGAGCUUUGCGAGCAAAGCGAGCACCAACCACCUGCGAGGCGAGGCGAGCGCCGCGCAAACUCGGAUAGGAAGCCUGCCACAAGAUCUCGUGCUGCUGCCGAUCCCAGCAAACCCAGCACCCGAACUACCAGCACCUCGACCCGUGGCAGGAAGCGCAAAGGAGGAAGGGCGACUCGACGGUCUGCCCGUGCCGCAAAGGAAGAGUCCGAAGAGCCGGAGGAUCGUCCCAUGACGCCCGUAUCGCCGUUCCCCGAAAAGGAAGAGGUGAUAAAGUCUGUGGAAGGGGAGCUGGGCAUGGACGAAGAUGACUGCGAGGAUGCGGAUGCGCCUGGGGCGGUGCGCAGGAUGGGAUCUGCGCGACAGGCCAAACCGAAGACCCAAUCCGUCUCCGCUCGUCGGAAAUACAUCCGUCGCGAAGGCUCGGCCAUGAUUGACGAGGAGGCUUUCAAGGAUUGGGAUUACCGGAUGGACACCUCCGAGUUCACCCCAGAACGUUGCGAAGAGUUGGAGAAGAUUUACUGGAAGACGCUCACGUACGCUCCGCCCCUGUACGGGGCGGAUCUUCCGGGUACUCUCUUUCACGACUCGGUCGAUAAGUGGAACUUGAACAAGUUGCCCAACCUGCUCGAUGUCCUUGGAACGAAGGUGCCGGGCGUCAACACGGCAUAUUUGUACCUGGGCAUGUGGAAGGCAACAUUCGCGUGGCAUCUGGAGGAUGUCGAUCUCUACAGCAUCAACUACCUCCACUUUGGCGCUCCGAAGCAAUGGUACAGUAUCUCCCAAGCCGAUGCCCGAAGAUUCGAGGCCGCCAUGAAGAACAUCUGGCCGACCGAAGCGAAGGCAUGCGAUCAGUUCCUCAGGCACAAGGGCUUCCUGAUCUCUCCGUCACACCUCAAGCAGCACUAUAACAUCACUGUCAACAAGUGCGUCUCAUACCCGGGAGAAUUCGUAGUCACGUAUCCGUACGGGUACCACUCCGGAUUCAACCUUGGCUACAACUGCGCCGAGGCCGUCAACUUCGCCUUGGAUAGCUGGUUGCCGAUAGCCAAGAUUGCCAAAAAGUGCCAGUGCGCUCAGGCGCAGGACAGUGUUUGGAUCGAUGUCUAUGAAAUCGAACGCAAACUCCGCGGAGAAGAGACAGAGUAUGAGGAGACGGAGGACGAAGAGGAGGGAGAAGAUGACGAGGAAGAGGAAACGGGUCUGCCCAGCCCGCCUUCGAGCCACACAGUCCGAGUCAAAGCCCCGGGCCGGAAACGCAAGCGCGAUACAGACGAGAAGGAGCCGCGGGCCAAGACAAAGAAGGUUCGUCUGCGUCUCAAGCCGCACGUCGAACCGCCGUGCUGUCUUUGCCCCAACGACAUUCCAGGGGCCGAGAUUAUGCCCACAGAUGAUGGCCGGAAGGCUCACCGCAUGUGUGCGCUCUAUCUGCCCGAGACAUAUAUCGAGACGGUGGAUGGCCGCGAGAUUGUCGCCAACGUGGCCGGCAUCGACAAGGCGCGCUUGGAACUCAAGUGCCUUUACUGCCGCUCCAAGAAAGGAGCGUGCUUCCAGUGCUCGCAGAAGAAGUGUCCGAGAGCCUACCACGCCACUUGUGCCGCUGCAGCUGGAGUCUUUGUGGAAGAGCAGGAAGUGCCGGUAUUCGGAGCGGAUGGGACCGAAUACAAGGAACAGGCCUUUGAGUUCAGCUGCCGAUUCCAUCGGACCAAGAGGGAUAGGAAGGCGGAUGGCGAUGCUCUGGAGAACGACCCACAGCUCCGCGCGGCCGCCAAAGCCCUCAAGAAGAACGAUAUCUGCCAGCUGCAGUACUAUCGUGGCGAAAUAUUCGCCGGCGUCGUGGUGGAGAACCGCGCUGACGAGGAGACGCUCCUUCUUGAUAUCAUUCCCAAUGGUGACCGAGUCGAAGUCCAAUGGAAGUGGCUGCUCUUGCCCGAUCCAGCUGACUUCCGUCUUCCCAAGGCGUCCCCUAAUGCGAUUCCGAUGCCCACCUCCAGGAAGGCACAAAAGGAGAUCAACGCCAAGCGGGCCGUUGAUGAGGCGCCCAGGAAGGAUGACGAGUUUGCUCCCGGAUACACCUGGGCCGAGUUCCAUACUGGUGAUGCCACCAAGAACCCGGACCAGGUCAAGGUCGACCUCAGUCGGGAGCAGCAAGUCUGGCAUUACCUGGGCAAGACAUCGACCGAGGCAAAGGCCCAAUAUACCGAGGACCCAUCGCAGCGGAGGCACAAUCCCAAAUCAAACUUUCUGGACACCAUACCGAAGCCGCCACCUCCGAUGCGGGCGCCCCUGGUUCCUCAGGCCGGGCCAUCGGUUUCCGGGGCGUAUCCAGGGUAUCCCGCCGUUGCUGGGGGGGUGUCCGGCGCCGCUGCGGGCAAGCAGGACAAGGCCUAUGUCUACAAGCCGCGGACUCCGUUUGGGUUGACUACUGGACAACAACCUGCUCCCUAUACCUCUCACACCUUUGCUGUCAGCACACCUUCACCAUCCCCAGCGUUCCAGCAAUUUCAGACUCAACAAGCGGCCCCGCAAGCGCAGCCGCAGUCGACGUUCCAACAACACCUGUUUCCCCUGCAGUCUCAACAACACAUGCAGCAGCUGCAGCUGCAGCUGCAUCAACCCCCCCCUCAAGUCAAGCAGUAUCAGCCACCUGCUCUGGAUGGUCAACCCAAGAGCUCAGCACCGUAUUUAUCGGAUCGUUUCGCGCCCGUCCGAGGUAGUAAUGGAUUCCCGAAGCUUCCUGGCUUAUCCUGGCCCCCUGCUCACAUGAAAUCAGGCCAUAUUGUUCAGCCUCAGUCAAGAGCCUGGCCUUCAUCGACAGACACGGCUGCUCCAAUGACGUCGUCAGCCCUGAGAUCUCCAAAUGUCGGCGCUUUGCAGCCUGGAGGAGCCGGAAGACAGCCAUAUGCCAGCGCGUACCAAAAGGACUCGUCGCGAUACCGGACUCCGUAUGGGCAAUGGGGUGGUUUCACAAACGGCUACGAAGGGAACCUCCGCGAGUUCCUGAUCAAGGCGCAAAAGGCCCUUUCUGGGGAUUCCAGUAAAGCUCCGAUCAAGCAGGUGCCAGCCUCUCUACUACAGCCUCUUCGCCCGCGCCUCGAAAACUCGGCACCGGCACACGCUCCAUAUGCGCAGAUUCUCCCUCGGCCGCCGGCCACCAAUUCGCAAUCUCCAUCACCACAGCCUCCACCAUCAUCAGCGCCUACCACUCAGGCACCACCACAUCACAAUCAUGGAUACGCAGCCCCGAGCACGCCGGGCAUGCCUAGCGGGCAACCUUUCGAGGCGAGGCAGCCUGGCCAAGGGCUGCAUCCCGCCAACCGACCACAAUACGCUGCCCCGCAGCAGCAGCAGCAGCAGCAGCAGCAGCAGCAGCAGCAGCAGCAACCGGGCCAGCCUACCCAGCAUGUUUGGCGAGCGACAUCGCAGCCUCCUACUCAAAUACCUUCUCAGGCACCGAAACCCUCAGCACAGGCAAAGCCGGUGUUUACGAAACAAAGCCAUAGUCCGAUUCCAUUGCCCCCAUACGUAAGGCAGAUGGCCACCGCGUCGCCGAGCGGUUCCAAGCCGUCGCCUCUUAGCCAACCUCAUGAGCAAGCGUCUCAGCCAUCACCAGCUCAAGAACCGGCCCCCGUAGCGGCAGCAUCACCCCGACCUGCUCCAGACUCCGGCGCCACGCAGGCCCCGGCGGCCGCCUCGCCGCAGCAAGGGCAAGUAACACCAGUCGGUGACAGCCACGCUGGUUCGGGAACGACUUCUCAGCGGUCACCGCAGGCUGCGAUCCCGACACCAAGUUCUACAGCGCAUCAGUCAUCAGAUGGACGGCGCUGGACCCCAGCGCCCGAGCCGCAACCAGUCCAACAGGGGACAGCUGUCUCCCCGACGGAGGCUGGGCAGCAAGAUAACGCGGCCCUGGUUGAGCGGCUGAUGAGUAAUCUAAGAAGGGCGAGUCAGAGUUUUGGAAUGAUGGAGGAAGAUCAGAGGAUGGCGGGGCAGCAGAGCCAGGCCUAGAAGGUGGCGAACAAGCAUUUUCAGUGGUCGAGUGCCAACAGAUGAUGAACUGGUCCAAUAAUACGCAUGAAGAAGUAGCUUGGGUGAAAGGGGCGGACGGCCGUGGAACGGUGUUUAGGGAGUUGGACUGAAACGGUUGGUCUUGUUUUUUUUGGGCAGCCAAUGGGGUGGGAUGUAUGAUUUGA